Molecule: messenger RNA, 394 nt
Organism: Saprolegnia parasitica CBS 223.65
Lineage: Eukaryota; Oomycota; Saprolegniomycetes; Saprolegniales; Saprolegniaceae
Exons: 5
Coding region: 53-370 (105 amino acids)
Source: RefSeq, a predicted model, not a curated record
GAUAAGAAUAGCCAAGUAUUAGCAACGCCAAGCCAAGUACCGUCGUAGACGCAUGACGGAGCCUGCGAGAAAGUCCAAGGUCAAGAAGAGCGCCAACCACGUGUACAUCACGGAGCGCACGCGCUACUACAAGAUAGACGUGCCGACCGUCGACGUGCUCGUGGAAGCCGCCAAGCUGCAUCGCAAGCUCGACCACGCCCGCGAGCUCGGCAAGGACCCGCACAACAUGGAGGCAUGGAAGCUCGAGGCGCAAGCGCUCACGCAGCUCGGGCAACUGGAAAAGUGGCAAGGCCACGACGACGCGGGCGAUGCCUUCAUGACACAAGCCGCGCGCGUCUGUCGAAUGAACACGUUCAAUAAGCGGCUCUAAGACACCGUCAUCUUCUUCUUCGUC